Molecule: messenger RNA, 3390 nt
Organism: Rosa rugosa (rugosa rose)
Lineage: Eukaryota; Viridiplantae; Streptophyta; Magnoliopsida; Rosales; Rosaceae
Exons: 11
Coding region: 1604-2827 (407 amino acids)
Biological process (GO): signal transduction
Source: RefSeq, a predicted model, not a curated record
AUCACUUGGACAAAACCACUUCAGGAGGAGCUGCAAUUAUUAGUUCUUCCCUCAGUCUCACUCUCCCACUACCUCUUAUCAGUCCAGUACUCCCAUAAACAGAGUCUCUCCAGCCUAAGGGGAGAGACCAUUUUUGUUGACCUCCUCCCCAUCCUUUCCUAAAAUCUCUGCCAGCUGACUUUCCACUCUUUCUUACAGAUUUCUUCAAAGCAAGAAGACUUUUUUUUUCUGUCUAGCUAGAAAACUAUUGUAGAGAUCACAAUUUCCAUUUACAUAUAGUGGCAUUAAUUCAAUAUUAGCAUCUGUUCAGCUGUUCUAUCGCAUUUUUAAGAUCGAUCAUCUGAAGUCAUUUCUCUGUUGCUGAGUUUCAGAGGUACUACUGAUCGAUUGGUUCUCGUGGAUGCUAUUCCAGCUGAAGUUCUUGGCAUGGAGUCUUGGAUAACAAGGAGCGCAGAGGGCUUUCCAUAUCCAUACGGAGUCACCACCCAAAUGAUUCAGAUGAGAUAUUCUAUGUGAAGUUCUUCUGAGUUUUGAGCAUCUGCAUGAUUUCAUCUACCCCAAAGUUUGGCAUCGUCAGAGCUUCAAAGUGACGACUUCUCUUCAUCACUAACAUUCAACACUAAUAGCUUCGUCAAAGUUUAAAAGCGUCUAAAGCAGGACCCGUUUUUGUUACGAACGAAGUUGGAUGAACAUUCAAACUUUUCAGAAGCAGCGAACAAUAGUGUAGAAAAAAUAGUGCUGCCAAUUUUCUAUGGAAUCAAUCCCUCUGAUGUACGAAAUCAAACGGGAAGUUUUGCAGAUGCGUUUGCAAAACAUGAAGAAAAGUACAAGGAUAAACCGGGAAAAGUAGAAAGGUGGAGAAGUGCUUUAAGGAAAUUAGCAAAUCUUGCUGGGUGGCAUUCAAAGGACUGGAUUCAGAUGUCAGGCCUAUUCUACAUGAAUCAGCGCAUUCUACAGGGUUCACAAUGAGCCUAACACUCGGUCAUCUUCUCGAAGACAACCUAAACCUCUUCAAUCUAGUGUAAAAGCACAACAUAGGUUUCUCAUCCUAGUUCUAAUUAAGGUUCCCUUUGCCAGUACACUCAGUUGCGGUGCUCCAAAAGCCUACCCCUUUUCUUCUUUGCUACAGCCACUGCUUGGUCCGCUUGUACCAUCACCCCAUCUGAUGUUUCAACAAGGCCAAGAAAUUUAGCAGUAAAGUUGGAAGAGAAUUUUGGCUGCUUCAACUUCUUUAGAGCCAGAUGCAAGUUAAACCCUAGUUUCACUGAGGACUUCAUUGAGGCAGAAUGCGCUGCAACCCUAUUCUUUUUACCAAGAAGAGGUUCCUCCACUGAUACCAGUGCCAAAGCAUCUUCACAGCGAGCCUCAGCAUGACACAAAACCACCAUACCCUUGUUCCUUUUGGGGAGCAGUAUCUAUUGUAAAUUUGCGCGAAGAAGAACUCAUUCAAGAUGUUGUUAAAGUGAUAUGGAGCAAAUUACAUCCCUCUACUUCAAAAUCAGCCAUAAACAAUGUGUCAUCAAUACCGUCUUCGUCCUCUUCUUUUUGUCGACCAAAGCAUGAUGUCUUUCUAAGCUUUAGAGGGGCGGAUACCCGCGCAUUUAUGGGCCAUCUACAUACUGCAUUAAUUCACAGAGGAAUUUCCACCUUUAGAGAUGACAAAGAUCUUGAGAAAGGAAAGUCCAUUCCCAAAGAACUCGACAAAGCAAUUGAGGGAUCAAAGGUUUGGGUUGUCAUCGUUUCACCAGACUAUGCUUCUUCAAAAUGGUGCUUGAAUGAGCUUUUGAAGAUUCUUGAAUGCGCUUUUGAAGAUUCUUCCUUACCGCAACAUCAUGAAAAAGCCCAUAAUUUGGAGAGCAGAUACAAAAUAAAUAAAUGGAAGGCUAGUUUGCAGAACAAGGAAGACAUCUCUAACCAUAACAAAAGGAAAAUGGUUAAGCUUAGCCUCACGGUUAAUUAUGGUGGAGAACGGGCCAGUCCUGUUUACACUGGUGAUAAAACAAAAGAAAUAGUGAUUUCAGAUGACAGUACUCCUGAUGAGCUUCUGGAUCAAAUAUAUAGUUUUGUUGGGGUGGAUCCAAAACAAAAUGAGAGCAAUACUGAUGAUAACCAAAGAAUUUUUAUUGGUAAGAGCCUUUCUUCCAGUACGGGCUUCAAGAAUCCGCUGCGGAAUGCUUGUGAAAGAAGAAUGACUGAAGUUCUAGUUUUGGUGAAUUAUGACGGGGAGUGGGUGAAUUCUACAUACGUUGGUCGUCAAACGAAAGGAAUAGUGAUUUCAGAGGAUAUUACGUAUCAAGGACUUGUGGAGAGAGUGUAUGGUGUUGUCGGAGUUGAUCCACAUGAAUAUAAGCUGAUAUUGAAGACCAGAUAUGAAUCAAAGUUACCUACUCAACCCGUGGAGAUAAUCAAUGAUGAUGACCUUGCAUUCUUCAUCAAAGAGAACCUUUCACGGGAUAUGAGCUCCCGAAUUCCUUUGUGCACGACUCUUGAACGACGGUCAUUUCCUUACGGAAGGGUGGAGUCAUCAGAGAACAGCAAUACGGCACAUAUUAACAGAUUUGGGACCUAUCACAGUUACUUUCAUGGUUGGACACCUGAUCUAGUGCCUUAUCUGCAGCUGCAGCCUUUCUACCAGCAGCAACAACCGUCUUACCAACAAACGUGGACAUGGCAGCCUUACUACAAACCUUCCUAUCAGCAGCUGCAAUGGGGAUACCAACAGCCCCAUCAUUCCUACAUGCCGCCACAAUCUUCAUGCCAACAGCCCCCCGAAAUCUUCUGGCAUCACUAUCAGCCCCAUAUGUACCCACCAACAUCUUACCAGUAGUGGCUACAUCUUCUUACUUGUCGAAUGGUAGUGUGACUCCAAGCUUGAUUGUCAAAGCAUGCUCGUAGGCCAAAUGUCGGAUUUGAUAUCUGCUCACCUUCGUAGUCUAUUGAAACAAGCUGCUCCUGCUGGAUGAAAUAAUCACAAAAUAGUGGCCGGUAUAACACUAAUUAAAAUAUUUCCUAUCAGGUUACGUUCAGAGUGUGACCGAUGAUAAGGUCCUUUCAGUUCAAACUCAGGUCAGAUAAUCAUUAUAACAUGUGCCCUAUCUGCAGCGACAGCCCUCCUACCCGCACCUAAAUCCUUGUAGCCAGUGAACAGAGUUGCAGACUUACCACAAGAACUAUCAACCUUUCUACCAGCAGUUGCAACCUUCCCACGGUCAGCAGCCACAUACUUCUAACACAGAGUCAUUGUGAAAAUUUUUUGAACAGAUAUUGGUGCCCAGCUAGCUUUUGUCUGAAGUUGACUCAACAAUUACUGGACUGUGGAUUACUGGAUUUGCAUCGUACCAACAUACAAGAAAUACUGACUAUAACUACAACGAGUAUAUAUAACACAGC